This is a messenger RNA of Electrophorus electricus (electric eel), 7396 nucleotides long. The record is from RefSeq and is a predicted model, not a curated record. NCBI's taxonomy places the organism in Eukaryota, Metazoa, Chordata, Actinopteri, Gymnotiformes, Gymnotidae.
UGUGCUCUAGUGUCCUACAAAUCCUCAGAAUUCCUCUUUAGUUUGAUUACAGACGGCGAGUUUGCAAGGAGUUUGUCUUAAAUUAAUGAACUCAUGCAUGUACCGGACUGGACUUAACUCUUUAGAGUUCAUCAUCGUCUACUGGUUGCAGACUGGUUUCUCACAAAUGGAGUCCUUCAUGUCACAGUUUGUUGGACAUCCCCUCAAGAAAGAUCUUGAUUUGGUACUUGAAGGGGAGUACGACUUGUACUAACCUACCGUGUCGCACUUCACCGUCACCGCCUCGAGACACUCACCAAGCAUUUUGGGAUGAUUUGCAAUGGGAAUAAUUCGCAUAACUCUGUCAUGUCUUGACUAUAGUAAACACUCUCAAGGAAGAAUGAAGUAACCGCGAUGGAGCCGGACAAUGCCCCGUACUCCAAACUCAAACCAGCUGGAGUCGGGGGGAGAACACUAUUUCUCUGCACUGUCCUCUACUGUACUUACUGUCUGGGGUUGGCACAAGAACAACUUGAAGAUGUGGAUAUCCUCCAGAAGCUCGGCCUGGUCUGGAAGAGGCCCUCAUCCGGGAUGCGCUCCACUCUGCAGGGCGUCAUCCCCUUCAAGUCCGGAGUUAUCCUCACCCAGAGGGCACGGAUCGAGGUGCCCUUGAGUUCUGUGGUCCCGUUGCCACUGGGCACGGAGUUUGCCCUCAUCUUGAGCGUGUGUUCGCACCGCAUCAACAACGCCUUUCUCUUCACCGUCAUGUCAAAGAAGAAGAGACUGCAGCUAGGGGUGCAGUUCAUCCCUGGCAAAAUUAUAGUUUAUGUUGGCCAAAAGAACUCUGUAUAUUUUGAUUAUGAUGUUCACAAUGGCCAGUGGCACAAUCUGGCCUUGGAUAUCCAACCCCAAAGGGUUACUUUAUAUACUUCUUGUGGGAAGACAAGUGUACAUGCAAAUUUGCAUUUUAAAAAUGAGGAAACUCUGGGUCCAGAAGGCUCCUUUCUUCUGGGCAAAAUGAGCCAGAAUUCAGUGCAGUUUGAAGGUGCCAUUUGCCAGUUUGACAUUCACCUCUCUGCCAAGGCAGCUCACAACUAUUGUAAAUACAUUAAAAAACAGUGCAGGGAAGCUGACACCUUUCGGCCAAACCUCCCACCCCUUUUGCCACUGUUACCCCUGGAUCCCAAUAUCUCUGUCACCCUUCGGACCCCUACUGCCAUAAAUGAGCUCAUCAACAAAGGCUUUACCCCCAGCUUGUCACUGACACAGGAUGAGAUGAGGUUUACCUCAGGAGUGCCUAACACUUCUGUCCUAAUGACAACACAGUCUGGUUCCGUGAUCCUAAACAUUCAUGGAACAGUGCCUCCAAGGAUGGCCAGACCAACUCUGGAGGUUCCUGCCCAAGCAAAAAUCUCAGCUGUCACUGCUUCCCUUAGGAUUGGAGGAUCACCCACACAGCCCAAACCUACUCGGCAGAGCAGUUCCAUAAACAUCAUUCAGGUGGUAACCGCGAAAUCCCAGAAGUCAAAAGGGAACGGCGUUUCUGUAACAUACAGGCCAGACAGACAGAAGCCAAGCAUUCAGCCUUCUGCAGCCACCAAACCUAGUCGCUCUGGAACUUACAGCAUAUCAAACUUAUCAGAGAGACCACUGACCACUGUAACUGUGAAGAGAUCCAUGCCAGAGGUCACCACCAAGCCCACCUCUUUUGUGCCUGUCAUACAUGCGGCCACAGAUGGGUUUCAAACCUUUGAGCUGGAACCAAUGCAGUUUUCCCUCCUGGCUGGCCCACCAGGACUCAAAGGAGAACCAGGACCACCGGGACCUCAUGGACUUCCUGGAAAGUCAGGAUUACCAGGGAAAAGAGGACCGCGGGGAUCUCCAGGUCCACAUGGAAGCCCAGGUCGCCCAGGGCCACCAGGACUCAAGGGAAUAAAGGGAGACCCCGGACUCUCGCCUGGCCGAGCGCCAAGUGGAGCAAAAGGGGACCCUGGGAUCUCGGGACCUCCUGGACUGUCUGGUCAAGUUGGCCGAAAGGGGCAGAAAGGUCAUCCUGGUCCGUCUGGCCAUCCUGGAGACCCUGGGGCGCGAGGGCCCGACGGAAGCCCGGGUGCCAAAGGUUAUCCUGGCAGGCAGGGUUUGCCUGGGCCUAUAGGAAAUGCAGGACCACAAGGAGUUCGGGGUUUCAUUGGAACUCCAGGGCUCUUUGGUCUCCCAGGACCCGAGGGAGAAAGAGGCACUCCUGGUGUUCCUGGGAAGAAGGGCAAGAUGGGUAGGCCGGGCUUUUCUGGGGAUUUUGGUGAGAGAGGACCACCAGGGCCUGAUGGAAACCCAGGGGAGCUGGGGGCACCUGGUCCUAGCGGAGUACCUGGCUUUGUUGGAGACACGGGGCCUGUUGGAAACAUGGGCCUUCCAGGACCUAUUGGACUGAAGGGCAUCGCAGGGAAUCCGGGUGAGCCAGGACUGAAAGGUGAUAAGGGUGAAGUUGGUUUGCCAGGGGAGCAAGGGGAGCCUGGAUUCCAAGGCGAUAAGGGCUUUCUGGGCUUACCAGGCAUGCCCGGUGUCCGUGGAAAGCCAGGGCCACGGGGGAAACCAGGAGAUUGCGGCCCAGACGGUCAGCCCGGGCCCCCUGGCCCAGAAGGAUUUCCAGGGGAUAUUGGACCACCAGGACAGAAUGGCCCAGAAGGCCCAAAGGGGAAGCCAGGAGCCAGAGGCAUGCCUGGUCCAUGCGGAGCUGUUGGACUUGAGGGUGAUGAAGGAGCAUCUGGACCAGCUGGGGACUCUGGACAGGAGGGCAGGCCUGGGAGGAAGGGGUUCUCUGGAAAACCAGGAGCAGAGGGGCCCAAGGGUGAACCUGGGAUACCUGGAAAUGCUGGGAUGCUUGGUGAAAGGGGUCCUGUCGGUUUCAUUGGGCCUGUUGGUGAAACUGGGCUUCUUGGGGAGAAGGGAGACCGUGGAGAGAUGGGUCAACCCGGGCCGCCAGGAGAAAAUGGAGCGAUGGGACACCCUGGACUACCUGGUGAAGGAGGAGCACCUGGACUGCCAGGAAUACCUGGCCCUCCUGGUUCCAGAGGACUCAGUGGCACCAGAGGACCCAAAGGCAGAAGGGGAACAAGGGGUCCUGAUGGACCAGCUGGAGAGAAAGGAUCAGAGGGAAGCAAGGGUCCAGAUGGCCACCUGGGAGCAUUUGGUUUGCCAGGACCGAUGGGAAGAAUAGGAGACACGGGGGAAACAGGAAUGCCUGGAUUCCCAGGCAUUCAAGGACCCAUUGGACCACCAGGAGCAAAAGGAAUCCCAGGAGAACCUGGACCUCUAGGGCCGCCAGGAACAAUGGGUCCACUGGGAGAGAUUGGGUUAAAGGGGCCAUCGGGAAAAGUCGGAGAAUGGGGCUUACCAGGCGAACCAGGAGAGAAGGGAGCUGCUGGGCCUCCAGGGAACAUCGGUGAACCCGGCUUGAUUGGACAAAGAGGCGAACCUGGGCUCGACGGGGAAGCUGGGCUCAGCAGCCCUGAUGGAGCCAAGGGUGAAAAGGGGGACAUGGGAGAGGAGGGUGAGCAAGGAGAAAAGGGAGAGAUGGGCCAGAAAGGAAAGGAAGGUCAUGCUGGGUGAUCCGGCCUGGUCGGCGUCAGAGGUCCUGAAGGCAAACCUGGCAAAAUUGGUGAGCGAGGCAGACCAGGAGAGAAGGGUAGCAAGGGACACCAGGGUUACCUCGGCGAGACUGGGCCAAUUGGCAAGCAGGGUCCCAUGGGUUUCCCAGGGCCAAAGGGAAACAGAGGAACCAUUGGAUUUAUGGGUGCACCUGAAAUGGGCCAACCAGGAGAUCCAGGCCCACAAGGAUAUGAAGGUCACCAAGGACCUCAAGGUCCAUUAGGCCCCCAAGGACCAAAAGGGGCAAAGGGUGAGCAAGGAGAUGACGGGAAGAUUGACGGUCCCGCUGGUCCUCCAGGCGACAUUGGUUCUGUUGGAGUUAGGGGAGAUAGAGGAGAACCUGGUGACCAUGGCUACCCAGGGCAGCCAGGUGUGAAUGGAGAGAGGGGGAAACUGGGAGCUCCAGGAUUACCUGGACGUUCUGGUCCAACAGGCCUACCAGGGCCCAAAGGAUCCAAAGGCAGUCAAGGUCCAAAAGGCAGAAAAGGUGCCCAAAGUGAACCUGGCAGCAGAGGGGCUCCUGGUCCUGUUGGUCCUUCUGGCCCAAGAGGCAUUGUUGGCCGACAGGGGCUCGAGGGCAGUCCUGGCAUUGAGGGACCUCCUGGAAAAGAUGGGCCCAAGGGAAUGCCUGGCGAGCAGGGAAGUGACGGAGAAGUGGGCAUACCUGGAAACAUGGGUCCACAAGGCAAAACUGGGCCACCAGGCUUAGAAGGGAACACAGGGUCCUUUGGAGCAAAGGGUGAGCAGGGUCUCACAGGUGAGACUGGGCCCACAGGGAAGCGUGGAGUUACUGGAAGCAUAGGGAUGCCAGGCAAACUGGGCAAUCUGGGGGUCAAAGGCCAACCAGGCGAUUCUGGAGCGCAGGGAUUCCCCGGAUUUCUUGGAUUGUUUGGACCUAAGGGUCCACCGGGUGAUGUUGGUCCUGUUGGUAUACAGGGACCAAAAGGACCUCAGGGCAUGAUGGGAAGGGAGGGAGCCAUCGGGCCAGCCGGGAUCGUCGGCCCCAGCGGUUAUCCGGGACCCCAGGGGGACAAAGGAAGCCGAGGGGAGACGGGUGUACCAGGACCAAGGGGACCUCCAGGUCCUCGUGGCUCACCAGGACCCCCAGGCCUCCCUGGUGGUCCUGUGUCACUUAAUAAUGAGGCACUUGGAGCUACUUUACAAAUUAUAAUUGAGUCCUACUCUGCACUGAGGUCUGAGACAUACUCAGACGUGGAGUUCCCCAUGCUGGACCAGGGAACCGAGAUCUUUAAGACCCUUCACUACCUCAGUAACCUGAUUUACAGUAUCAAGAACCCACUGGGAACCCAAGAGAACCCAGCUAGGAUGUGCCGGGAUCUGAUGGACUGUGAGCAGAGGGUGAAAGAUGGCACUUAUUGGAUUGACCCAAACCUAGGGUGCUCAACAGACACGAUUGAGGUGACCUGCAACUUCACUGGAGGAGGCCAGACCUGCCUGAAGCCAGUCACUGCAUCCAAGUUGGAGAUGGGCGUGGGCCUCGUUCAGAUGAACUUCAUCCACCUGCUGAGUUCAGAAGCGGUGCAGCUCCUCACCAUCCACUGCCUGAACAUGCCAGUGUGGGCAGCAGGACCCUCCAGAGCUCCGUCACCAAGCGCCAUGCACUUCAAAGCCUGGAACGGGCAGAUGAUUGAAGCCAGGGGGCUUAUCCAGCCUGACCUGCUCAAGGAUGAGUGCUGGAUGACAGACGGCCGGUGGCAUCAGACGCAGUUCCGCUUCCAGACGCAGGAGCCCGGCCUGUUGCCCAUAGUGGACGUGCUCAACCUCCCCAGCGCCAAGCCCGGCUCCAGCUACCACCUGGAGGUGGGUCCUGUGUGCUUCCUGUAGAGCACGCUGGCGACAGCUGCGAAGCCCUCUCCUCCCCAAAGAGCUGCACGCGCAGGAGCGAGCACUGCAGUCGCUGUGCACUCUGGAUGCCGGGUCCAGAAGGCCCUGCUCUCCCUGCUCAAAGUCUGACUGCAGACUCCAAACAUGUGGAAGGCGACAUCCAGAGCAUCCUGGGAGAAAACAGGACUUCUCAUGCCGGGGGCUCUGCAGACAAAAUGGCCUUUAAAUAAUGGGAAAUGUUGAGCAGUCUGUCUUGAACUGUCUGAACAGUUAAUUUAUUCAUGCAGUUGGGCUUUUGCACAUGGUGUGAAAGCCAAGUCACAGGCAAAGAACAGGAAAUCGUGCAUAUAUUGGCAUUUACAGUACUUAUUUUGUAUCAUUUUGUUACACGUGGGUUUAUGUAUUUAUAUAUGUAUGUAUAUUUUCUGUAAAGUGCAAUAGAAAAUGGGGAGAUUUUGUUAUAUAAAGAUGAAUCCUAUAUUUGGCUGGUCUAGGGUAGUGAGGUUUACUGUCACUCAUAUUGACCUUUUCAGGUUUGGUGCAUGACUUUGAGUGUGCGUGUGCACAUGCGUGCAUGCAUGUGUGUAUAUGUGUGUGUGGAUUAAUGGUCUGCAGCUCUCAUUCUGGAGCAGGACCUUUGAACAGGAUACAUGCAAACAUACACACACACACACACACACACACACACUCCAACAACUAACUCAUCAGGUUUAGUUCACAGUUCCGGAGGUGGAUUCAGGCUUGAAAAUGUCAUUAUAUGUCUACCUCCAAUCUCACAUUUUUAUGGUGCUUUAGGAAAAUCAGCUCCAAAGAAAUACAUAUGUGUCCUGUGGUUAAAUUACUUUUGAGAGCAGGUCUGUGCUUACUUCCAACAAAUGUCUAUAAAUUAAAUGCCUUUUAUAUUUUAAAAUGGAAUAUUUUUGUAUAAAUAGAAAAACAAAUGGUGACCUUUUUAUGCUGCCAUAUUUUAGCAAACAUUGAGAUGUAUGCCUCAUUUGUGCAUAUCUUUCAAUUCUGCAAAAAGUCUGAAAGCUGACAGCUUUGUUCUUCUAGAUGCAGACAAACUAAGCUCCUGUCUAACUAUUCUCAUUUAAACAGGCUGGGUUCCUUCUCAUACUACUAAACGUGGUCCACAUAUAAGCCCUGUUGCCUUGAAAAUCAAAAAGGGUCCAAAACUCAAAGACUCCUGUUAGCAUUUACUACCAUUAGCCCUGUCUGACUGCACAUAUGAUCAUUUGAUCUUUGGCUUUCUCAACUGCUCUGAAAACAACUGUUUUUACAAAGAUGCAUACAUGAAACAAUAGUGUUACAAUCCGGAAUCAACAAUAAACAUGUUACCAUGGAACUUUCUUUUUGAAUAGAAGGGCAAACCCUACCCACUACAAGAACAUAUCCUUUACAGCUAGCUGGCCAAGGUGCCUCCAUGGCCCUGAUUCUUGUAUGGUAUUCAGUUCCAUUUUCUUUGACCUUUUUUCCUUACAGAUGCACAAAAAAAAAAAACAUUUGUUUUGCAAAUAGUUUUGGGUAGAACUAUCAAGAGCCAAUUUGUUUUACCAAAUAAGCAUAUUCAAAAAAAAAAUUGUGCAUUUUGGUGUACAUUUUAGGUUUCUCUGACUGUGUGUAGCUUACUAUCCUUUUAGGGUAAUUAAAAUAUUCUCUUCUGUGAUGGUGUUGUUUUGGGUGUUUGUGAGUGUUCUGCUUUUUUGUUUGUUUCUCCAAUUCCUACUGUUUUUAUUUUAUUUUUAUUUUAUGGUCAGAAUACCUCACAUGUAAAUCAUAAACCAAAAUGUUUCUCUCCAAUAUGAAUUUGUGAACAAAUGUUGAAAUCAAAGCCAAAAUGAAGGAUUAUAUUUCUAAAUAUUUCUCUGUCCUUUCACAAUGUUAUUGUUAUUACCUCUGAAUAAACAGUUGGGCCUUCAGUAAA